Strongylus vulgaris is the source of this 240-nucleotide messenger RNA. NCBI's taxonomy places the organism in Eukaryota, Metazoa, Nematoda, Chromadorea, Rhabditida, Strongylidae. The record is from the annotation of a GenBank genome assembly.
AUGGCGUUACUCGUCCUCGUGAAAUCGUAUGGGGUUGUGGAUACUACGAGUACUGCUGCGGUUAUGAGUGCUGUAGAGGUGGCGGUGCUGGUGCCAUCGGUUACGGUGCCUCUGUGGGGUGGGCGUUCGCUCUUGUCUAUAUCGCUCGAGCUUACCUCGUGUGAUAAUCGCCGAAACUCUAAUGCGAGUAACGGUUUGCGGUGCCAACGAAACGUGUAUAUUGAUGUAUUUACUACAUAG